This is a messenger RNA of Epinephelus fuscoguttatus (brown-marbled grouper), 5187 nucleotides long. It is a transcript of the gene stim1a, whose product is annotated as stromal interaction molecule 1a. The record is from RefSeq and is a predicted model, not a curated record. Bases 197 to 2608 code for a protein of 803 amino acids. NCBI's taxonomy places the organism in Eukaryota, Metazoa, Chordata, Actinopteri, Perciformes, Serranidae. Gene Ontology annotation, cellular component: endoplasmic reticulum; plasma membrane. Gene Ontology annotation, biological process: intracellular calcium ion homeostasis; activation of store-operated calcium channel activity; store-operated calcium entry. Gene Ontology annotation, molecular function: calcium ion binding; protein binding; calcium channel regulator activity. The transcript has 14 exons.
AAAGACAACCCCACUGUCUUUCCACAUUCUGCGGCUUUUUCGGUCCAGUCUCGGUCGGGAGAAAGACCGAGACCUUUCCGACAGGAGGUGGAGUUCGCUGUGUUUCAACUCCGGUGACCAGGCAUCUGCUGCAAUGUUAACAUAGAGCUGAGACUACAUAUCUGCUGCCUCUGAUACAUGACAGCACACACCAGCCAUGGAGUUCAACAAACUGCUGACAUUGUGGAUACUUUGCUUGUGUUUCAUUGGAGAAAGUUGGACUGAAAAACCAGCUUCACCUACACCCGAGAGUCCGACUGUUGAAAAUGGGGUGUCAGAUCUGUGUCGCAUCGACGAGCCACUAUGCAAAGAUGAGAACGCCAUUCUCAGCUACGAGGCUAUCCGUAGUAUCCACAAGCAGAUGGAUGAUGACGCAAACGGCAAUGUAGACGUCGUAGAAACAGACGGCUUCCUGAGAGAAGAUCUAAACUACCAUGACACGAAGGGCAGGCAUAACAGCUUCCACGGGGAUGACCAGCUCAUCAGUGUGGUGGACUUGUGGAACGCAUGGAAGGGCUCUGAAGUGUAUAAUUGGACAGUGGAUGAGGUGGUGGAAUGGCUCAUCACCUAUGUGGAACUGCCGCAAUACGUGGAUGCCUUUCGCAAGAUGAGUCUUAAUGGAAGUGCCAUGCCAAGGCUCGCCGUAAAGAACACCACUCUGACACACUCUAUUCUGAAGAUUUUGGAUCGCAGCCAUGUGCAAAAGUUGCAGCUCAAAGCUUUGGACACCGUACUGUUUGGAGCGCCCCUGAUGAAUAGACAUAACCACCUGAAGGACUUCAUGCUGGUCGUGUCAAUAGUCAUCGGCAUGGGUGGCUGCUGGUUUGCCUACAUUCAGAACCGCUACUCAAAGGACCACAUGAAGAAGAUGAUGAAAGACCUUGAGGGCCUGCAGAGAGCUGAACAGAGUCUACAUGACCUGCAACAGAAGCUGCAGAUCGCCCAGGAGGAGCAUCGUACAGUCGAAGUAGAGAAGGUUAACCUGGAGCAGAAGCUGAGGGAUGAGAUCAACGCAGCCAAGCAGGAGGCCCAACGUCUGAGGGAGCUGCGCGAGGGCACAGAGAAUGAACUGAGCCGCCAAAAGUAUGCUGAAGAAGAGCUUGAUCAGGAAUUUGGCAGGAACAGCGCAGCACAUCCCACACAAGUGCGCAUGGCGUUGAAGAAGGCAGAGAAGGAGCUGGAGUCACGGUGUAGCUGGUCACCUCCAGAGUCUCUCCAGAAGUGGCUGCAGCUCACCCAUGAGGUAGAAGUGCAGUACUACAACAUCAAGAAACAAAAUGCUGAACGACAGCUCCUGGUGGCCAAAGAAGGGGCAGAGAAGAUAAAGAAAAAAAGAAACACUCUUUUCGGGACUUUCCAUGUGGCUCACAGCUCCUCUCUUGAUGACGUGGACCACAAAAUACUGGCAGCAAAACAAGCCCUGGGUGAGGUGACGGCUGCUCUGCGGGAGCGGCUUCAUCGUUGGCAGCAGAUAGAGAUCCUCACAGGUUUUACCAUCGUCAACAACCCAGGCCUUCCUUCCCUGGCCUCUUCCCUCAACCUUGAUCCCAGCUUCAUGGGCGGCAGAGCCACGCCCCAGCACUUCAUCAUGUCCGAUGACAUGGAUGACUUGGAUGAGGAUAUCGUGCCUGGAACUCUGCAAUCUCCCAGUAUGAUGUCCCUGCGCCAACGCCACAUUGAUCCCCAGCUGGCCAUGGGUUCCCAGAGGUUGGUAGAGAGUUCGCUGUUGGCGGGGCAGCAGGGGGAGGGAACGCCAUACCCAUCCAGAUCUAGGGCUACCCUCAAACAGUCACGCAGCCAGUCGUUUGGGCAGCUCGAGUGUCUCCCUCUGCCUUCUCUUUCUUCGGCUGUGUCUCAUCCCUCUGUCAUCUGUACCUCCAACCCAUACCCUCAUUCCCAGUCCUCCUCUUCCUCCUGCAUACCCAGCUCUGUGGGCAGCGUGGUAGCCCCUCAUUCCUCCCAUAUGUAUCAUACUUCUUUCCAGCCCAUGGACCCCAUUCCUGAUUUCACCUUCUCAGAUGUCUCCAAAGCACACAGCUCGCGCAGGGACAGCCUCGGGGACUUAAAUCGCUCUGACUCUGACUCCUCCCUGUCCCUUUCCCAAGUUGGUGAUCGGCUAUCUGCCUACAGCUCCAAAGGCCUCCUAAUCAAACCCACCUCUCUCAUGCACGGCCUAUCUGGUCGUGCAGAUGACACCAUCUCUCUGCAUGCUCACACCCCCAAUGGAGGGAACCGUAUUCAUGAGAUCAGUCCUGCAGAGCCUGUCUCUGACAGCCCUAUACUCAUGAAGAAGGUGUAUGGCGUUGAGCAGUCUCCCAGCCUGGGAGAGAUCAACAGUCUGUCAGAGUCAUCCCGCUCCCUCAGCCCCAAUUCCACCGAACCUGACACGCCGUCACCUACAGGAGGGCAACCAGGGGCAGUGGGGGCGAAGGGCAACAGCCGCAUCCCGCAGCUCUCCGCCAAGAAGAGCCCACUGGAGGAGGACAGUGGCUCUACGGGAGAAGACACAGAUUCCACUGCCAGCCGCAAGAAACACACCUUCAAGAUCUUCAAGAAACAGAGGAAAUAAGGGCUACAUGAACUUAAGGCUGUCAAAGCUGUUUGACUGUAUUCCUCUGGUCUGUUUUUGAAAAAGAAAAAGUUUCAAAAAGUUUUGUGGGUUCUUUAAGGGUCAAAUGAUGGCACAAUUUGGUGCCGUUGCAUCUUUUCGUGGGUACGACACCUACUCUAAGAAACUGUGGGAGCAACCAGCUGUUCAGUUCUAUCUGUUUAUUUGGUCAAUGUUGUGGGGAAUGGGUAGGUUUGUAUAUUGGAAUGUAAAGUAUUAUUUAUUCUGCAGGAAGUUGUGCCAGUCUCAAAGGGAAAUGUGUCUCCCAGUUGGUUUUUCUUUCUUGUUCUACAAUCUAUAACAUUUUGCAUGUCUUCACUUUUGUUUGACUGAUACUCGAAUGCUCUUAGUGUUUGCUUGGUUCUCGUCGUUAACCUGCUUAGACAACACUUGGUGUUUCUUUUAUUACUACCUAACCACCUAGCCUACAAAUCCAAAGUGAAUGUGCACUCUCUUUUUCACUGAAUACUUUGUUUUUAUCGAUGGCUACACGUUUUUCCGUCCUAUGUUGUCUUCUUCUUGGCAGAGCAAACGAUACAUUCAGGAGGUCUUCAAACAGAGAAGUAGUCGUAGAACGCUCGGACUAGUAUUUAAGUGAUUUAAAUUUCACUUUUGGCUGUCAAAAAAUGUAUCAAGUGCCAUUUGAGUGCAGCAAUAGUAGCUACUUCCAGUUAUUCCCUAGAAAUAAAACAAAGUAGGUUAAGAAACGCUUGAAAGCUUGGAGUUGGACAUGAGGUUUAUGUCCCUACAAGAAGUUACAAAAGGACCAUCAAAUUGCAGCCUUAGACCUUUUGCUUUAUUUUUAGUAUUUAGGUGUUUACUGCAUGUGAGCAUUGGAGAGUGAGGGAGAAGUGCUUUGCUUAAAUGGCCAGCUUUUAAACAGUGCCAGCAAAUUAAACCUGUGGUUAAUAUUUGGAUUGAAACAUAUCCUGGAGCAGGAAGUCAUCAAGUGAUUAAAUUUCCUAACUUAAAUAUCUAGCUUGGAUUAUUGUGUUACCAAAAACAUUACUUCCAAUGAGGCUGCGUGACUGCGAUGAAUUUGAAAACUGGGGUACUACCUUGGAGAAAGUGCAUGGUAUCAUACAGUAAAUCAUGAAAAUCAAUGAAAAAAUCAUGACCUAUUUAUCAAAGAUUUUAACACCAAACACAUGAAGCACAUUAUUCAGCUAUUUAAAAAAAAAAAAAAAUGUAUUUUUUGUUUUUGAAGAUGAUCCUCUUAAAAUAUAAAUGGGGACCAAUAUUUUCCACUGAUACCCCUUUUCCCUCAACGUCCAACAGGUUUUGUUCCUGUUCCUGCACCUAAUUUUGAGCUGUUGAGGCAUUUCCACCAAAAAUAAAUACGUUUGGAACCCAAAAAAAGUUUCCAGCUGGAACCAAAAAUAGGUUUGUCUUGACCUUAAUUGUAAACCAUGACAAGAUAAGCUGGCUUGUCACUUUCUAUGGAGUCAAGAGAGAGGCUGGAGUGUUCAAAGAAAUAGUCUUCUGUGUCUUAUUCUCAAUAAUAGUUGCUCCAUGCAUGUUUUCAGAAGAAAAACAAAUCUCUGUAAUAACGGAUCAAAAGCUUGCAGUAAUCAGCCACCUUGCCACUACUGUUCACUUCUGUUGUGAAUUGUGCAACACCCUCUGUUGAAGACUUAUCCUUGAUAAGAAUGCCUCUUUUAAAAAUGGUGGAAACAUGGGUUGGUUUGCUAAAUGGCACCAAGGUUUCAAAAAAUCCUGAUCAAAAUCAGUUCAAGAACCAGAGCUAAUUUGGUGGAGGAGGGGUACGAGUAUUAAUUUGAUGAAUGGGGUGCGACAUUAACUUGGAUUUCGGCGCCUGCAGUCCCGUCUUAUUGUUUCCGUUUAAAUGACUUUUUCUGUGGACAAUGAAAAUGUUACAGCGGUUUGUCAAAGAGAGAUAGGUGCUGGAAAGGGCUAUUUGUUAGAGGGCAAAGUCAUUUGCUUUUUGUACGACAGAAAUGUUCAAGAUGUAUCCACUUUGUAAUCCACCUUUUAUGGAAGAUUUAGCUCAACAAGUCAUGAAAGCAGAAAACGAUUCACGUCAAAGUGCCAAAUCACUAUUUCUGUCAGAGGCCUUUGUAUUUGUAGUGUGUUCGGCCCGUUGAACCCCGUUUACACAGAACAAUAAACCACAUGAUAUAUAUAUAUAUAAAUAUAUACAGUCUGUAAUGUAUAUCCUGAGUUUAAGCGCUGAAUGUCCAAGGGUAUUGUUCUGUAACAGUAUCAUCAGUACAGUAUGUUUACAGAUAAUGAUUAUCCUCAGACUAUCACGACAAAGAACAUUGUGCCAGUUUUAAUAUUGACAGCUUCAUAUGAGCACAGAACUAUGCAUCAGUAGUUGUAGGUGAUUAUUAAAGUAGUAAGGACGCCAGUACACUUAGGGUGUUCCUGACCAAUGAACAACCAAAAAGUGCUGCAAAAGACACAGUUGGCCUCUCCCAGCCUCAUAAUGUAACAGGUGGUUUGGAUGUACAAGACAUGUUUGAAUAUUUUCUUUUAGAAACCAGCUUAAAAAAAUAUAUAUCAAUUUCCUACUGGUA